Molecule: messenger RNA, 1814 nt
Organism: Cuscuta campestris
Lineage: Eukaryota; Viridiplantae; Streptophyta; Magnoliopsida; Solanales; Convolvulaceae
Source: the annotation of a GenBank genome assembly
ACUGUAAUUUUUUACAGUUAUACUCGAUCCGUAUAUUUACCCUUUCACUCGCAUUUCCCCAUUUAUUUAACCAAUCAAUCCGGAUAAUGACUAAGAAUAAAUCUCUUCAGCUUCUCAUCAUCCUUUCCGCGGCAAUUUCGCUUCUCGGUGAAUUGCCGGCGACGGAAUCGAGCAAUUACAACCACGACUACUCCGACGCCCUGACCAAAUGCUUGCUGUUCUUCGAGGGGCAGCGUUCCGGCUACUUGCCGGCGGAGCAUAGGAUGAGAUGGCGGGGACAUUCCGGGCUGGGCGAUGGCUGGACGGUCGGCGCGGACCUGACCGGCGGCUACUACGACGCCGGGGACAACGUCAAGUUCGGAUUCCCGAUGGCCUUCACCACCACAAUGCUCGCCUGGAGCGUGAUCGAGUUCGGGCGGUACAUGCCGCCGCCGGAGAUGGAGAAUGCGCUGGUGGCGAUUAAGUGGGCCACCGAUUACCUUCUCAAAACCGUAUCUCAGCCCAACCGCAUUUUCGUACAGGUUGGAGAUCCGGUACUGGACCAUAACUGUUGGGAAAGGCCGGAAGACAUGGACACAGCUCGGACUGUGUACGCCGUCGACGCCCCAAAUCCGGCAUCGGACGUCGCCGGAGAGACAGCCGCCGCUCUGGCGGCUUCAUCCCUAGCAUUCCGGCCGUCGGACCCCGCCUAUGCGGAUACUCUGCUGUCAACAGCCACUCGGGUGUUCACUAUGGCAGACACAUACCGCGGUGCUUAUAGUGACAAUGCUAAUAUCCGCGACGGCGUUUGCCCCUUCUACUGUGAUUUUGAUGGAUACCAGGACGAAUUGUUGUGGGCCGCAGCAUGGCUAAGGAGGGCAACUCAGACUGAUACUUACCUAAACUACUUGCACGACAAUGCCCAAACCCUUGGCGCAACUGACAAUAUUAUUAACGAAUUUGGUUGGGACAACAAGUACGCUGCUCUCAACGUCCUCGUCUCUAAGGAAGUGUUGGAAGGGAAUGUAUACUCCCUUCAAUCCUAUAGAGCCUCCGCGGAUAGCUUCAUGUGCACGUUGAUCCCGGAAACGCCAUCUAGCCACGUAGAAUACACGCCGGGAGGGCUUAUUUACAAGCUUGGAGGCAGCAACCUGCAACAUGCGACAUUACUCAGUCUCAUGUUGCUGGUUUAUGCCUCCUCCUUGGAACGGUCUCCCCAUUCGACUGCCGUCAGCUGCGGGGGCGCCAGUGUUGGCCCCGCCGCGCUGAGGCAAGUCGCCAAGAGGCAGGUCGACUACAUCUUGGGCGACAACCCGAAGGGAAUGUCGUACAUGGUGGGGUACAGUUACUACUUUCCCCAGAGAAUCCACCACCGCGGCUCAUCCCUUCCUUCGGUCAAGGACCACCCGCAGAUGAUCGCGUGCAAGGAGGGGUCCGCUUACUUCAACUCGUCCAGUCCGAACCCGAACUUGUUGGUCGGGGCGGUCGUGGGUGGCCCCGGGGAGUACGACGAAUACGACGACAACCGCGGCGAUUUUCAAAAGUCGGAGCCGACGACUUAUAUCAAUGCACCGUUUGUCGGUGCACUUGCCUACUUCGUCGCUUAUCCGAGCUAGCUAGCUAGCUAUCUCGGGUAGUACUCCAUAUAUUAUGAUGUCAUAUGGAGUAUGUAUGUAUAUAUCAUAUCCAGUUCAUGAUUCAAUUGCUGAUUGAAUAGGGAAAUGCUACUUAAACUUCAGGCCGGGAAGAUACCAUUAGAUCAAAGAAAGACGAUUAGACACUGAGAGUAAUUGUGUAUGGAGUAUAUGAUACACUAAUGAAUGAUGUUAAAAUUG